This is a messenger RNA of Schistosoma curassoni, 593 nucleotides long. The record is from the annotation of a GenBank genome assembly. NCBI's taxonomy places the organism in Eukaryota, Metazoa, Platyhelminthes, Trematoda, Strigeidida, Schistosomatidae.
CUUCGAGACAUUUAAAUUUUUUCUCUGUUUUCGUGCAAAUAUGCAUCGCAGUUUUUCAGUAGAAGAAAAUAAUAACCACAAGAGAAUUAUUUCCAAUAAUGAUCAUGAUGAGGAAAAACCCACCAUUGUACCACAAACAUUACUUAACGACUCUAAUAUUUCAGAUGUUGAAAAGUGUGAUAAAACAGACAAUGUCAGUCGUAUAGUGGAUGCUUUAAGAUGUGCACUUGUUAGUUUCGAAAGGCAUAUACAGGCAGAAAACAGUUGCACGGAUGAUAUUAGGAAUCUAUGCAAUGAAGCUAAAUCGUUGCAAGCAAAAUUAAGAGACAAAAAAUGUUUGAUAAUAAGUCAUUUUCAGAAUGUUGUUUCAAAUCUUGCUGAGGAAAAUUGAAAUGAUACUUGAACUAACUACGAGUCAAACUCAUCUUUUUUUUCAAAAAAUAAAUACAAGUUAUGCAUAUUUCUGAACCAGGAAUUUGUGGCCAGAAAAAUUGCUUGUCGAAAGACUGUUAAACUAUAGUAUAGCAGGAAUCUACAUUAUCAAUCGUACGCAUCGAUAUGGAAACAAAAACUUUGUGAUUACUAAAAUCAAA